CUUUGGAACACAUUUAGAAAGCAUGGCACCGAGAUGAUUAUCAACAGAAAUGGAAGGCGCAUGUUUCCACAUUUAGACCUAUCCCUACAAGGUUUAAACCCAACACGACUUUAUAACAUUCUACUGGAAGUAUGCCCAGCAGAUGGCAAACGAUACAAGUUCAUCAACAAUAAGUGGACCCCAGUGGGAAUGGCGGAUCCAAUGCUACCCAAUCCACCAGUGCUUCAUCACGAUUCACCCAAUAUUGGUUCAUUUUGGAUGGGAAAACUGUCAUUUGCUAAAAUAAAGAUCACCAAUCACAAAGAUUCUAAUGACGGAAUGAUUGUAUUACAGUCCAUGCAUAAAUAUAUGAUAAAGGUGAUCAUACAACCGGCCGGAAGUGACGGAAAGGGCCUGCAGAAUGAAAUAGUGAUACCACUAGAAGAGACAGCAUUCUUUGCUGUUACAGCCUAUCAGAACGAGACUAUCAUACAACUGAAGAUACAUAAUAAUCCAUUUGCUAAGGCUUUUAGAGAU
Molecule: messenger RNA, 516 nt
Organism: Lottia gigantea (owl limpet)
Lineage: Eukaryota; Metazoa; Mollusca; Gastropoda; Lottiidae
Exons: 3
Biological process (GO): positive regulation of DNA-templated transcription; cell fate specification; regulation of transcription by RNA polymerase II
Cellular component (GO): nucleus
Molecular function (GO): RNA polymerase II cis-regulatory region sequence-specific DNA binding; DNA-binding transcription factor activity, RNA polymerase II-specific
Source: RefSeq, a predicted model, not a curated record